Cucumis sativus (cucumber) is the source of this 2896-nucleotide messenger RNA. RefSeq names its product putative pentatricopeptide repeat-containing protein At3g08820. Gene Ontology annotation, biological process: RNA modification. The record is from RefSeq and is a predicted model, not a curated record. Lineage: Eukaryota; Viridiplantae; Streptophyta; Magnoliopsida; Cucurbitales; Cucurbitaceae. Bases 670 to 2736 code for a protein of 688 amino acids. The transcript has a single exon. Gene Ontology annotation, molecular function: zinc ion binding; RNA binding; protein binding.
UUAUUUAUUGUUUUGUUUCUGAUUGAUUUUAGAAAUAAAAGUUGAGAGUCGUGGAAAAUUUAACCCACACUACCAUACAAUGCUUUGGCUCCACCUCUGGAAAAUAAUUGAAUUUGAGAUGUGAAGGUGACAUCGUCAACUAUAAACCAAAGUCUUUUUUUUUUUAAGUACACGUUUUUAGGAUAAGAGGUUAUGCUAAUUAUCAUCAUCGUUGCUAAGAUUUAUCAGUAAUUUAUUAAGUGACAGUAAAUCAGUGAUAUUCUAGAAUAAGGGUUGAUUAAUAUAUAAGUUAAUGGUAAUAGGUUAUAGAUUAAUAUUAUAAUUGAUCAUUACUUAACUAAAUAAUAUACAUGUCUCGACUAAUUAAUUAAAGAGAUUUAGAAGUUUAAUUGUACUUAAAAUCUUAAAUAAAUGAAAUACAAAUAACAUUAUCUCAAGAAGAAAAAUAAUAAACGAAGUGCUUCUACAAUUUAUUGUUAUUUAAAAAAAAAAAAAAAAAACCCCAACUUUCCUUGAAAAUAAAGGCUGAGGGGUGCGUUGAUGUUUGGGAAAUUUCCGUAAAGGAUUGAAGAAAGAGAGAUUAUUUAAGGGGAUGUAUUUAAAAUUUUAAAUUAUAUAUCAGUAGGUGUUUUGUAGCUGUAAGAUUCACUGAAAGCGACACGGUUCUUGAUGACCAUUCUCACCAGUCCAACUUCUCCCGUCUUCUCCAAGGCAUUAGAGAUCAAGAAUUACCUCUCCAAUGGCCUCAACUUCUUCAACCAGCUCAAGCAUAUCCAUGCCCGCCUUCUCCGCCUUCACCUCGACCAAGAUAACUACCUUCUCAACCUGAUUCUUUGUUGUGCCUUAGAUUUUGGUUCCACAAAUUACUCUAAACUCGUAUUUUCUCAAGUUAAAGAGCCCAACAUUUUCCUCUGGAAUACCAUGAUCCGUGGCUUGGUUUCCAAGGAUUGUUUCGAUGACGCUAUCCAUCUUUAUGGGUCGAUGCGUGGAGGGGGAUUCUUACCCAACAAUUUCACAAUCCCUUUUGUUUUGAAAGCUUGUGCUAGGAAAUUGGAUGUUCGAUUGGGAUUGAAGAUUCACUCCCUCUUGGUGAAAGCAGGUUAUGAUCAUGAUGUGUUUGUGAAGACCAGUUUGCUUUCUCUCUAUGUUAAGUGUGAUAAUUUUGACGAUGCACUCAAGGUGUUUGAUGAUAUUCCUGACAAAAAUGUGGUCUCUUGGACUGCUAUAAUCACUGGAUAUAUAAGCUCUGGCCACUUUAGAGAAGCUAUUGGUGCAUUUAAAAAACUACUUGAAAUGGGAUUAAAGCCCGACAGCUUCUCUCUAGUCAAGGUCCUGGCUGCCUGUGCUAGGCUUGGUGAUUGUACAAGUGGCGAGUGGAUUGAUAGAUAUAUAAGUGAUAGUGGUAUGGGGAGGAAUGUUUUUGUGGCUACUUCUUUGUUGGAUAUGUAUGUCAAGUGUGGAAACUUGGAGCGAGCAAAUCUUAUCUUUAGUGCCAUGCCAGAGAAAGAUAUUGUUUCUUGGAGUACAAUGAUUCAAGGCUAUGCAUUCAAUGGAUUGCCUCAACAAGCGCUAGAUCUUUUCUUUCAAAUGCAGUCUGAGAAUUUGAAGCCUGAUUGUUAUACGAUGGUUGGUGUUCUGUCUGCUUGUGCAACAUUGGGAGCUUUAGAUUUAGGCAUCUGGGCUAGCAGCCUGAUGGAUAGAAAUGAGUUCUUGUCAAAUCCCGUCCUCGGUACAGCUUUGAUUGACAUGUACUCCAAAUGUGGUAGCGUCACUCAAGCUUGGGAAAUCUUCACAGCGAUGAAAAGGAAAGACCGUGUAGUUUGGAAUGCCAUGAUGGUGGGUCUCUCCAUGAACGGGCAUGCCAAAGCUGUAUUUUCAUUGUUCAGUCUUGUGGAGAAACAUGGAAUUCGGCCUGAUGAAAACACCUUUAUUGGCCUGCUCUGUGGGUGCACUCAUGGCGGUUUUGUCAAUGAGGGGCGUCAAUUUUUCAAUAACAUGAAGCGAGUAUUCUCAUUAACCCCUUCCAUCGAGCAUUACGGAUGUAUGGUGGAUUUGCUUGGGCGUGCAGGGUUAUUAAAUGAGGCUCAUCAGUUGAUAAACAACAUGCCAAUGAAGCCUAAUGCGGUUGUUUGGGGUGCAUUGUUGGGUGGAUGUAAAUUGCACAAAGAUACCCACUUGGCUGAGCAAGUACUGAAAAAGCUUAUUGAAUUAGAGCCAUGGAACUCAGGAAACUAUGUUCAGUUAUCAAAUAUUUACUCUGGAAAUCAUCGAUGGGAGGAAGCCGAAAAGAUACGGUCAACAAUGAAGGAACAGCAGAUUCAGAAGAUCCGUGCCUGCAGUUGGAUUGAGAUAGAUGGAAUUGUUCACGAGUUUCUGGUAGGUGACAAAUCACAUUGGUUAUCGGAGAAAAUAUAUGCAAAACUUGAUGAAUUAGGUAGAGAAUUGAAAGCAGUUGGUCAUGUACCAACUACAGAGUUUGUUCUUUUCGACAUAGAAGAGGAGGAGAAGGAACAUUUCCUUGGUUACCACAGUGAGAAGCUAGCUGUGGCUUUUGGUUUGAUAGCCUCUCCUCCAAAUCAUGUUAUUCGCGUUGUUAAAAACCUUCGCGUAUGUGGUGAUUGCCACGAUGCCAUAAAGCUCAUUUCUAAGAUCACUAAAAGAGAGAUUAUCAUAAGGGAUACCAAUCGGUUCCAUACAUUUAUUGACGGCUCUUGUUCUUGUAGAGACUAUUGGUGAAAAUUUUCACCUUAAAUUAAUUCAUAUGCAAUUUUGUAGAGUUUGGAGGAUCUAUUUAGUCAUCGUAGUAUAUCUUAUUUUCCUCCUCCUUGUUCAAAUUUUUGAUACCAACAUUGAUAGUAAUAAAAAGUUACUUUAACACAAUCAAUUCAAUCCCAAA